Molecule: messenger RNA, 4137 nt
Organism: Corticium candelabrum
Lineage: Eukaryota; Metazoa; Porifera; Homoscleromorpha; Homosclerophorida; Plakinidae
Exons: 1
Coding region: 848-1612 (254 amino acids)
Source: RefSeq, a predicted model, not a curated record
AUCAGACAACGAGGAUUACGAAUAUAUAGAACUCUUUGCCCUUCCAAGACAACGAGGAGAAGCAGAAAAUGCCGUGUGUCCUCUUGUUGUUUGAAGAACAUUGCAUAGGAGAAAGUAAUGUUAUAUGCGACCGCUACAUUUUCAACAAACGAGACCAGGAAGCACAGGAGCCGUUUGACAAGUAUCUUACAACACUUCGCGAGCUAGUCGGACGGUGUCAUUUUGGUCCAAUGUUGGAUGAGCUGCUACGUGAUUGCAUCAUGUGUGGUGUGAAAUUUUCCGGUCUACGUAAACAGUUACUGGAGAAGAAAGGUCUCACGUUAUGUACUUGUGUGGACAUGUGCCGUGCAAGUCAAUCACAGCAAAACAAAUGAAAGAUGAGUGCAGUUGAAGCUGUUCAAGACGGUGGAGCCCAACAGAAGGACAGGUGCAGAAGAGGAACCGCCCAGGAAGAUGGUAAAGGUGUGGUCACUGCGGACACUUUCGUGCUAAAGGCCGUGAGAGGCCGUGCCAAGCUUAUGGUCGCACCUGUGAAAAAUGUGGAAAGCUAAACCACUUCUAAAAAUGUGCCGUUUUAUGGAAGGGAAGACACAGAAAAGCUCAAAGGCAAACCUGUGGCAAAGUUUGACAAAUCCAGGUUUCUGAGGAUUCAUCAGACUACGAGACUUUGAUGACGCUCAACAUUGAGCAAGAGGAUGAAGAAGUUGCUGUCAAUUGCAUCGAACAACAAACCAAACUCAAAUCACAGUUGUUUGUUCCAAUGCUGGUCGGAACAAAGUCAGUACGGUUUCAGGUUGAUACAGGAGCAACGUGUAAUGUAGUUUGACGUCAAGAUCUACCAGACAACAUGGAAAUUCAGCCAACCUCACAGGUCCUCUCAAUGUUCAACAGGGAGAAAAUUAUACCGGCUGGAAAAUGUGAAUUGAAAAUGAUCCAUCCACGUACAGGGAAGAAGUACAAAGGUCAAUUUGUUGUCAUGUCGGACACACCUAUAUCAAUCCUUGGAGCGCGAUCAAGUCAACAAAUGGGACUAGUCAAAGUGGAUGAAGAGCCGACUCUGAAGAUCAAUACACCAGAGAUGAAAACACCAUUGCAAAUGGAGGAUAUACUACGGGACUACACAAGUGUAUUCAGCAAGGAGUUAGGCUGUUUCCCAAGUGAACUGCAUCUGAAAGUGAAUCCAGCCAUCACCCCAGUACAACUCCCCAUUAGAAGAACACCAAUCUCUCUCAAAGGCAAGCUCAAAGGAGAACUGGAUCGUUUAGAAAGUAUUGGCGUUAUUUCACGCAUUGAAGAGCCAACUGAAUGGGUAUCAAGCUUGGUGGUAACGCCCAAACCAAAUGGCACACUUCAUGUUUGUCUGGACCCAAAACUGCUUAAUCGAGGUCUCAAGCGAAGUCAUUAUUCUAUGUCUGCUCUAGAUGAUGUAUUACCCCAGCUGACACGUUCCAAAGUGUUCAGUCAUGCUGAUGUACGAAAUAGAUUUUGCCAUAUCAACAUGCUAGUUAACAACAUUUGGAACUCAGUACGGGCGAUAUCAAUGGAAUCGUAUGCCCUUCGGCAUAACACCAGCACCGGAAAUUUUCCAAAGGAUGUUGCAGCAGUCACUUGAUGGGUUGGAGGGACUGCUCAUAAUUGCAGAUGACAUUCUUGUCAUAGGGGAAGGUGACACACUUGAAGAAGCAGAAUCAAACCACGAUGAUAGAAUGCUGAAGUUUCUGGAAUGCUGUGUGGAACGUAAUAUCAAGCUGAUGGGAGAAAAUUCAGACUGAGGGCAAGCUCACUUCCAUAUGUUGGUCAUGUGUUGACGCCAGAUGGUCUGAAGCCAGAUCCUAAGAAAAUCAUUGCUAUCCAACACAUGGCCGCACCCACAGAUGUGCAUGGAGUUAGACAUCUCCUUAGGCUAGUUAAUUGCCUAGCACAUUUCUUGCCAAGCCUUGCUGAUAUCUGCCAUCCAUUAAGGCAACUCACAAAGAAGGAUACCAAAUAGCAAUGGACAUGAACGGAAAAUACAGCAUUUGAGGAAGUCAAGAAGGGCUAUCAUUUCCACUCCAGUUCUAAGAUUCUUUUAUCCAAAGCUACCAGUAACUAUACAGACCGACGCCUCAUCAACAGGACUUGGCACUGUAUUGCUACAGAAGGGGCAACCUGUAGCCUAUGCUAGCUGUUCUCUAAAGCCGAGUGAAAAAAUAUGUGCAGAUUGAGAAGGAGCUGUUGGAAAUAGCCUUUGGACUGGAAAGAUUCCAUCAGUACAUGUAUGGAAGCGAUGUUACUGUGGCAAUCGAUCAUCGUCCACUGGAAUCAAUAUUGUGAAAACCACUGCAUCUUGCACCAAAGAGAUUGGAAUGACUUUUACUACGAGUAAAUGCCUAUCACCCAACAAUCAAAUAUAAAAAGUGGCUGAGUUAUACAUUGCGGAUGCCUUGUCACAGGCCACACUUCCACAAGACAAAGAUGAUGAUGCUAGUGCAGAGAUACAGCAAUUUUACGCUGAAGUAGCCUCAGUCAAUACGCUGAGGAAAUUCAAGUCGCUACAGCUGCAGACGCAGUUCUACAGGAACUUGCACAUGUUGUCAUGACAGGCUGGCCCGAUUCCAAAUUUGAUGUCCCUCGGCAAAUCAUACCUUAUUUUCGGUUUGCAGAUGAAAUCACAAUGCAAGAUGGCCUACUUCUCUGUGGAACACGAGUAAUCAUUCCAGAAUACCUUUGCACAGAAACACGUGGAAAGAUACACGCAGCACAUCUUAGAGUAAACGCUUGCUUGCUUAGAGCCCGUGAAAGUGUUACUGGCCUGAAAUGAGUGCAGAAGUGCAAUGCUUGGUCAGCACAUGUGAAUCUGUCGGUCUCUGGACACCAAGUAGCAGAAGUAGACAAUAAGGCAGCAUGCUGUACCCAUUCGAUCAUGGCAACGUGUGUUGCAGUGGAUCUGUUCACUCUGAAGGAAAAUGAGUAUGUAGUCACAACAGAUUAUUUCAGCAAUUUUUCAGAGGUUGAUGAGCUGCGGAAAACCACUUCACACACUGUCAUCCAAAAGCUGAAAAUUCUUCGCUCGCCAUGGUAUUCCAGACGUUGUUGUGACAGACAAUGGACCUCAGUUUUCAUCUGAAGACUUCCAACGUUUCGCUGCUGAAUGGGAAUUUUCACAUAUCACCAGCAGUCCGGGUUAUCCACAAGCAAAUGGGAAAGCUGAAAGCGCCGUAAAAUCAAUUAAACGAAUGCUGAAAAGAGUUGAAAGAGCAGGUUCAGAUCCCGUGCUUGCAUUGUUAGCCCUGCGUAACACACCAAUGGAAGGUCGCCAGGCAACUCCAGCCCAGUUACUAUACAGUCACCGCUGUAGGACACUCUUACCUAUUGCUGCUCAGCUCUUGCAACCAGCAGUAGUCUCAAAUGCUCGAGAAAGGUUGAAAGUCAAUAAGGCUAAACAAGCCAAGCAAUACAACAAGCAGGCUAAAGAUCUACCACUGCUGAAUGUUGAUGAUACCAUCCGAAUGCAGCCUAUGAACGGACAAUCAGAUUGGAAAAAGGGAGUUGUUGUCAUUGUUCUUCCACAUUGAGCUUAUGAAGUAGAUGUAGGAUCAGACAAGCUGCUACACCGAAACAGACGACAGCUACGAUAUUCUCAGGAAAAAAUCACCCGAUCAGGCAACACAAGAAUCACAGUCUCUGAAGGAAGAUCAAACUACAUCUUCUGAUCUGGACUUCCUCUUACCAUCUACUGUAACUGUCUCAACAGCAAGGUCAGGCGCCCAGAUUCGAGAAACACAUUGAAGCCCUCUUCUGUCCUUCUUCCACAGGAGACUGCAAAAGCAUCAGACAAGACUGACCCACAAGUCAACUCAACCAACACUCACUCUACUCAAGCAACUAUGAACAAAUCGUCUACAAGUCAGUCAGAGUUGGCACACACAAGAAGUGGGAGAGCAAUUUAUAAAUCCAAGUACUUGGAUGAUUACAUUUCGUUGUUAGUAAGAGAUUUGUUUGUUGAGUCAUGUUGUUACUCCCUAGAGACUUCGUCUUAGCAGACAAAGGGGGUAGUGUAGGUGUCAUCUACUGUAGUAAUGUUGCGCAUGCGUGGGUUUUACUAACUGUUCUCACUUGUUAUUAUUGUUGUUCACACAACACGACACAAUUGGGAGG